AUGAUAGAAAAAUCCAAGCUGACAAUGAUCAACCGCUCUAAACAAAAUCUAUCCGACUUGCUCCUGAUGGAUCAAGCCAUCGAAAUGGCGAAGGAAGCUUUAGAUGCAAAUGAAAUUCCAGUGGGAUGUGUUCUAGUGAGCAAAACGACCGAGCAAGUUCUGUCCAAAGGACGAAAUCGUACUAAUGAGACCAAGAAUGCUUGUUUACACGCAGAAUUCGAUGCGAUCUCCGGCCUCCAUUCAAUAAUGUCAGCAGACAAGAUCAAUUGGAAUGAUGUCAAGCUCUACGUUACCGUCGAACCUUGCCUCAUGUGUUCGUCUGCCUUAAGACAGCUUGGAAUCAACUUGGUUUACUUUGGUUGUUCGAACGAUAGGUUUGGCGGUUGUGGAGGGGUAGUUUCGAUUCACAAUGAUCCGAAUUUAAUUCACAGUCGGCCGCUGGCUGCUUUGGGUGGCUAUAGACGUGAAGAAGCCAUCAUACUGUUAAGGAAGUUCUACAUCACUGAAAACACAAAUGCACCAGUGCCGAAGAAAAAAACUAAUCGGGUACUCAAGAUGGAAAUACCGGAUGUGUGA
Molecule: messenger RNA, 576 nt
Organism: Puccinia triticina
Lineage: Eukaryota; Fungi; Basidiomycota; Pucciniomycetes; Pucciniales; Pucciniaceae
Exons: 5
Coding region: 1-576 (191 amino acids)
Biological process (GO): tRNA wobble adenosine to inosine editing
Cellular component (GO): cytoplasm; nucleus
Molecular function (GO): tRNA-specific adenosine-34 deaminase activity; zinc ion binding
Source: RefSeq, a predicted model, not a curated record